Molecule: messenger RNA, 2814 nt
Organism: Oncorhynchus mykiss (rainbow trout)
Lineage: Eukaryota; Metazoa; Chordata; Actinopteri; Salmoniformes; Salmonidae
Gene: mmp25a
Product: matrix metallopeptidase 25a
Biological process (GO): proteolysis; collagen catabolic process; extracellular matrix organization
Cellular component (GO): extracellular matrix
Molecular function (GO): metalloendopeptidase activity; zinc ion binding
Source: RefSeq, a predicted model, not a curated record
UGUUACCGUCUGUGUUGUGGGUUCUGCUGAACUCAUGUGGGUAUGUGUAUGACACAGGGUCAGUUCUCUUGCCGGUUUGCCGUCGCCUCUGUACGCCGAUGACAUCAUCGUUUGGCAUCAAUUUGGACAUACUCUAUGAAGACGUUUGUACUCUUGAACUUAUCAUCCCCGGAUCAGAGGCGGAGUAUGGGUUCGAUGCAGUGUGGGACAGCUCCUUUUCAGGAUGGGGUAUAUAGAGCAAUAUACAGGACAAGCUGUUUACAUGUCCACCUUCUAAACAAGUGCUCUGCAGAGUGAGAGGAAACAAAAAAGUGUAUGUGUGUGUGUGUUUACCAGAAUGGAGUGGAUGAGAAAAUGAACCCAGAGAAAAAGGGUGGGGUGGGGCUGCUGACCAUAAGUGCAUCCUAUUGAUCUAUACAGUAUGUCCAUCCAUGCGCAGGCCCAGCCUAGUCUCAGGGGAUGUUGCAAGAGAAAAACAGACCGAGACAGAGCUCUGCUAAAGAAGCAUCUUCAACUAUUCUGAGGAACUGUUCUCCCCAUCUUGUGCUUUCUCUGUUUACUCAGGAAAAAGGUUGUUUAUAUCUAUUUAUUUAUUUGAUUCAUCAGAGUUAUCCAGAGAGCUGCAAAGGUUUCAGGUUGAGUGUCCACCGAGAAGCCAACGGUUAUGAGUCAAGCAUUUGACUGCUCAAGUGGUCACACACUCUGUGGAAUGAAACGGACAUCCUGUGUAGCCCAUCUUUACGAGAGGUCGUGGUGAGCAAACGCAUUUUCAGGUUAGUUAUGUGUUAUCAUCGUCUGCUCUUGGUGAGCGGAGCAGGGCUCCUUCUAACAAUCUCCAUCGGGCUGUGUGCCCCAACGGCUGACCAGUACUCUCGUGGAGUGGACUGGCUGAGUCGGUAUGGGUACCUGCCCCCUCCGGACCCCCGCACAGAGAGGCUCCAGACCAGGGAGGGCAUCCAGAAAGCUCUCCGCCAGAUGCAGAGGUUUGCUGGGCUAGAGGAGACAGGAACACUGGACCAUGCUACUCUUUCUUUGAUGAAGACCCCUCGCUGUUCCCUGCCUGACAUUGUCGGAACGGAAGACCUGAGGAAGAGAAGGAGGAAGAGGAAAAAGAGAUAUGCUUUGACCGGGCUGAGCUGGAAAAAGAAUGAUAUCACCUGGAGUGUGCUCAGCUACCCCUCCCCCUCCCUGUCCCCCUCCCUCCACCCCGAACUGGUGGAUCUCAUCCUCACCUAUGCCCUCCGUGUGUGGAGCAACCCCACCCCCCUCAACUUCCAACUUCUUCGCCCCUCCCGGGACCACCCCAACCAAGAGGGGGACUUCAGGGUGUCCUUUCCCAGCUCCUACCACGAGGACGGGUACCCCUUCGAUGGCAGAGGGGGCACCCUGGCUCACGCGUUCUUCCCCGGGACGGCGGACAUGGCGGGGGACACCCACUUUGACAAUGGGGAGAGCUGGAGUUACGGGUAUGGAGAUGACAUUGGCACCACUGAUCUCUUCACGGUAGCAGUGCAUGAGUUUGGCCACGCCCUGGGCCUCUCACAUACCUCUUCCAAUCCCUCCAUCAUGAGGCCAUACUACCAGGGGACUGUGGGGGACAUCCAGAGCUACACACUACCUACAGAUGACAGGCUGGGAAUACAGGCUAUAUACGGAAAGAGAAGAAGGUCUGCCACGCAUCCCACUCCGGCCCCAACCACUCCCAACCUACCUUUCCUGCCCAGUCCUCCAUCCCCAAGACUAACACCACACCCAGACCCUGCUCUGCCAGAUCGCUGUGAGGGGAAAUAUGAUGCCAUUGCCAACAUCAGAGGAGAAGUCUUCUUCUUCAAGGGUGCUUUUUUCUGGCGUGCUCAGCAGUGGGGUUCUCUGGUGUCUUUCAACCCAGCAUUGAUCCACAACUUCUGGGUUGGGCUCCCCCUAAGGCUGGACCGGAUCGACACAGUCUAUGAAAGGAGUGACGGACACAUCAUCUUCUUCAUUGGAGCCCAGUACUGGAUGUUCAAAGACAGGGCCUCUUUGCCUGGGUACCCACGCUCCCUAGAGGAAUGGGGCAUGCAUACCAUGGAGGGUCGGCCACUGGAGAGGGUGGAGGCGGUGUUUGUGUGGGCACACAAUGGGAAAACGUACGUGUUCAGCGGAGGGGAGUUCUGGAGAUUUGACGAAGGGGGGCAGGACAGGAAACUGGAGGGGGGCUACCCCAAAAUGGCCUCCCUCUGGACAGGGGUGCCCUCUGACCCAGAUGACAUCAUCAGCUGGGGAGACGGAGAUGCUUAUUUCUUCAAGGACACCUCCUACUGGGUGCUAAAGAGAGGGGGGUUGGACCAGGGAAGUAUCACUCCAAAAUCCACAGCAGUGGAUUGGAUGAAAUGUAAGGUUGGUGGACCAACUCCCACCCACUUACCCAAGAUGCCUCACCCUACAGGCAGAGACUGUGACCGGAGCAGAACUGUAACAAUACAAGCAUCUUAUUGGCUAAUCAUAGUGUCUGUUUCUGUUUUGUUGUUAUUUUCUGUUUCUGUAUGUUAGUAUUCACUGUUUUCAAUGUUUUUUUUUCUCUGUCAACUACAAUGAUUUGGUGAAAAUUAAAUAGAUAAAAAGACAGACAGCAAGCAAGGUUCAGGAGUUGUGAUGAUUUCAGUGCUCAGAGGACUAUAAGACAUUUACAGUGUAUUUAAGUAUGUCCAUCUGGUCAUUAGGUCUUGUGAUGUACUGUAUGUCACCUGAUAUGAUGUAUGUUAUCUGUACACCAAGUAUGCCUGUCCUUUGUUGCAAAGACAAUUUCCGUAUGGGAUAUUAAAUUAUACUAUUCUA